AGACAGGGAAAGGGGUUGGACGACAGCGACUGGAUCAUACAAACAGAAGCCGUAGGCAGAGUGGAGGCAUUCGGUCAGUCAUGCGAUAAAACACCAGAGCGGAGGUUUGUCGUUUUUCGAAUGCUUGUUGUGGUUACUGGAUAGGUUUUAAUCAUUUUAAAUUGCCAGACGGUCAGAUCGCUAGCUCCGAGAGGCACUGAAGCAGCCGUUAGCUUGGCCGUCGGAAGAGCGCACCCGCACAGGUCUCCAAGAUGGCCGACAGCAUCAUGAGUAAGGCAGCCACCAUGGAGAUACCCAUCAAUAGCAAUGGUGACACUGGGGCACUUCCAGAGGAUGACAGCCUCGAACAGGCUGCACAAGUUCAGUGGCGCUUAGAUGAGAAGGUAGGGAACCCCACAGUGACCAGGGACCUCCAACAGGUCAUGGUGUCUGGACCCAACCUAAAUGAGACCAGCAUUGUGUCUGGGGGAUAUGGGGGCACAGCUGAGGGGAUCAUCCCCACCAGCACCAUCAAAGACCUGCGUAUGAAAUCCAGGGGGAUUAUCGUACCCCCAAGUCGGUCUGCAGCCAGCUGUAUAGCCAGCCAGUCACAGGACUUCCCAGGUCCCAAUGUACAUAGCAGUGGAAGCGGCUCAUCGGUCACAGCGGAAGAGGCCACACGGGGAGUAGCGGUGGAAAAGUUUGAUAUUGUCAAGAAAUGGGGGCUGAACACUUAUAAGUGCACAAAGCAGAUGAUAUCUGAGCGCUUUGGGCGGGGCUCACGAACAGUGGACCUGGAACUGGAAGCGCAGAUUGAUGUGUUGCGGGACACCAAGCGCAAGUAUGAGAAUGUGCUGCGACUGGCGCGAGCGCUCACCAACCACUUCUACAGCAUGGUGCAGACACAGCACGCCCUGGGUGAUAUUUUUGCCGACCUCAGCCAGAAGUCGCCUGAGCUCAGGGAUGAGUUUGGAUACAAUGCUGAGACACAGAAGCUGUUGUGUAAGAAUGGGGAGACCCUGCUGGGUGCCAUCAACUUCUUUGUCUCCAGUAUCAACACACUGGUAAACAAAACCAUGGAAGACACUCUCAUGACCAUCAAGAUGUACGAGAAUGCAAGGCUGGAGUUUGAUGCCUACCGUGCAGAUCUGGAGGAGCUGAACAUGGGCCCAAGAGAUGCUGUUACCCUGGCCCGCAUUGAGACAGCGCAACAACAAUACCAGGUUCACAAGGACAAAUAUGAAAGACUGCGAAGUGAUGUCACUGUCAAGCUCAAGUUCUUGGAGGAGAACAAGGUGAAGGUAAUGCACAAACAGCUGCUGCUGUUCCACAAUGCCAUCUCUGCCUACUUUGCUGGAAACCAACAGCAGCUGGAGCAGACCCUAAAGCAGUUUAAUAUCAAGCUGAAACCCCCUGGGUCAGACACACCUUCCUGGCUGGAGGAACAGUGAAGAUCGUCCCCACCUCCCACCCUGGCUGACCACUGUCCCACAUCUCUCAACCCUGCUUCUCCUCCCUCCACCCACUUCCAUUCUAAGUCCCUGGCCUGCAGCCAACUGUGCAAAUGGACAGAUGUGAAUAAAAAACGAUGCUGACCAAAUGGCCAGCAGUGGCUGAAAUAAGAGAGACCGGUGGUGUUCUUAAAUGGAGUAAGAGAGGGAUGAGCACUUUUUUAGAUCCAUCCCUGCCUGUUUCUUUUUCUUCCUUUUAUGUCAUUCUCAUGCCCUUCCUCCCUGAAGUACAGUCUUUCUCCUUCUGGUCAGGAGACCCAUGGAUGUUGUAGUCACUUAGACAUUAAUGUUCCCUCCAAACGUAGCAUUUCUUUUAAUAUCCACAACAUUUCAAACUAAGUAAUUGGAGAAAUAUGGCAUCUUUUAGGAAUCCAGUGACCUGCUGGAUGCUGGAGAACCCUGUUGCCCUGGACUCUGCAAAUGCUCAUUCCUGUUACUUCAAACCACAAAGGAGAUGGUGACCAACCAAGGAUGAGGAAAUGCACUGUUUACAGAUGCUGUUUCUCCUAUGUAAUAUAUGGUUCUUUAUGUAGAGCUUCUUCUGUUGGCUAGGGUUGAUAUCUAUAUACUAUGUCUACAGAGGUUUUUUAAAAAAGGAAAACUUCAGGUACUUUUAAACCUUGACUGAGGAGGGUGACAUUGAAGCUUAAAGGUAUCAGACAUACAAUCAGAAAUCAAGACCUUGGGGUGUAGGGUGCAGUGAGCAUGAAUUUCUCUCUUUCAGAGAACAACCAGUUUCCUUCUAUUUAUUGAUUUAACUUAUUUUUUUUUCUUAAUGCAAACAAUCAUGUGUUGAUACUUUAAAGUGAAAUGUGGACUAUUUAAUUACAUCUUGGUAUGGAUUCCUGUAUCAUUCAUGGAAUCAAGAGCUUGAAGAUUCCCCACCCCAUCCCAAACAUGAACAGAUGCUUGAGUUUCAGGUACAGCUUGAAGGCAUAGCCAUCAAGGUCCAAGGUUCUGUGUGUUUACAUGUGUAUGCAGAUCUGAAUGACACCCAUGUUCUUUUACAUUGAAGAUAGAAGGAAAGUUUAAUAUAUACCAGGAAUUUCAAAUUCCUGUCUGGAAAAUGGCUUGUAAUUUGUAAAAAUUGAACAGUUUUGAAUGUGUUGGAUUAAUUCUUUCAUGAGAGGAGUGAAACAUUUCUCAUUCCUGCCAUUUCUUUGAGCUGCUUUAAAUGCUAGUAUGGCUGGGCUUUUUUUUCUGUCAAAAGUUAAUUUCUUUUGUCUUACCUUGAUGAUUGCAUUGCUUCCUGUCAGUAUGACAACAGAGGGUUAAAUACGGUAACUUAUCAGAAAGGUCCUUAUUGUCUACUGACUGUUCCUUUGUUAAAGGAAAAGAACAUACUGAUGCAUUACCAUCUACAUACACUUAUGAGCUUAAUGCAUCUGUGUACCCCCCCAAUACCUGAGACCUCUCUUCCCCUUUCUUUCUCUGUCCCAGAAAACACAUAUUGUGAAAACAAUAUACUGAAUUAAUGAUUUCUAUAAUUAAGAAAGGCCACAACUCACAAGGUUUAACAAAGUAUAACUGAUUUCAUGUCACUAAUUGAUUUUUAGUCAAAUGAAAUGUGAAAAUGUUUAUAUCAUUUGCAUACAAUCUAUUUUUAGGCUGCCCUGUGAUUGUGUAGUGAGUGAAUGAAUGACUGUAUAUAUCUAAUGAUAUUUAAGAUGGAAAAAAUUAAACCAGUGUCUUUGGUUCAUCUGAGUAUCUGCCAUUACUCCUCACUUUGGCCGGAUUUCUAGAAAUUAGGCAAUCUUCUAAAAUGCAUAGCAGAAUUAAAACCACUUUUUCCAAAAACCUGUGUUAUAGUGUAGUAUAUUGAGAUGUUUUCAAAUGUGAUUAUUGCUAGGAAGUGCUCUGAUUUCCCUCCUCCCAUAUUUCAAUCCUCAGAACAUGCUCUAACCUUGUCAUGGUAUAAUGAAUCCCCAUGUCUGACAUGUUGCCUACAACUCAGUGCUGCUGUUGACAACAGAAUUGGGCAUUUUGUCAUUAUAUUACAUAAUUCACUUUGGUGGGAUGUCUGUGCAAGGAAGUUGAAACCCAAAAUUAACAUUAUGCACAAUGUAAAGUAUGGGAGUUCAGCACUUAGUGUUUACAGUAUAUUUAUGGAUUCUGAAUCUAUUAUACUUUGAUCUUCUGACACGGGCAUUUUGGGAAAAUACAUGUAAAAGGAUUUGGUCUAAACAAAGGUUUCUUAACUUGGGGUUCAUGGAACCCUGUGACUCUGAA
Scleropages formosus (Asian bonytongue) is the source of this 3719-nucleotide messenger RNA. RefSeq names its product ADP-ribosylation factor interacting protein 2b (gene arfip2b). Gene Ontology annotation, molecular function: phospholipid binding; protein domain specific binding. The transcript is spliced from 10 exons. The record is from RefSeq and is a predicted model, not a curated record. NCBI's taxonomy places the organism in Eukaryota, Metazoa, Chordata, Actinopteri, Osteoglossiformes, Osteoglossidae. Gene Ontology annotation, cellular component: trans-Golgi network membrane. Bases 252 to 1430 code for a protein of 392 amino acids. Gene Ontology annotation, biological process: regulation of Arp2/3 complex-mediated actin nucleation; intracellular protein transport.